GAGGUGGACUUCAAGUUUUGCUUUGCGAUCCCCGACACGGCGUGGGAGCUGCUGGGCGACGGAACGUGGCCUCGCCUCCGGCAUGCAAAAGGCGUCCCGGAGGAGCACCUGGAGCGCCUGCGCAAAGCUCCUUUGGACCUCGAAGCGGGUGCAGGCGAGGCGGCAAGCUCCAUGGAGCUGCAGGAGCCCGUCGCCAAGCAGCUGCCUAUGCACCCGGUUUUCGUCACCUCCGUGGUGAUGCCGGGAGAGGCCGGCGCAGCGGCAGUUCAGGGUGACCUCGGCCUGCUGCCCGCUCUGGCCCGCUCCGACAUCGAGGAGCUCAACUUAGAUCGGUGCCGGGACGUCCCUGCCGCCGUGUGGCAGCAGGUCGGACAGGCUCAGGGUGAGGCGUUCCAGAAGCUCAGGUGCUUCUAUAGCGACUCCAAGUGCUUCGACAAAGAGUCCAAGGGCAUCGAGGGCGCCGCCUGGCUGCUGUUGGCCUUGAGCCGCUGCCAGUCGAACCACGAGGUGCUGAUGACGAUAGUCAAGCUAAGCUCAGUGGUUAGCUCCCCGCUCCGAGUUCCAGUGCGCGUAGAACCGCGAUUGCAACAGGGGAAAGGGCUGAAGCACCCUGGCCACAGCCUGGAGCAUUCCGAGCUGGGCAUGUCGUAUUGCUACAAAGUCCCGGCCGCGGCCUGGCAGCUCCUGGCCACCGCCCGCUGGGAGCAGCUCCGGAAGGCGGAUUUCUCUCGGUGCUUCGAUGAAGACUCCAAGGGCGCCGAGGGCGCCGCCGGGCUGCUCUCGGCCUUGGCACGCUGCCGGCAGCUGCAGGACGCGUCAACGGGUCUCUUAAGGGACUUGAGAACAGAGGCACCCCCCGAAAGCGAGGACAGCCCAUCCGAUCCCGCCGGCAAGGAGCUGCUGAUGUACGGCUGCAACCAGAUCUCUGUUGCGGCGUGGCAGCAGCUCGAGGGUGCCCAUUGGCCGAAGCUCACGAAGGUGGACUUCGACGGGUGCUUCGACAGUUACUCCAAGGGCAUCGAGGCUGCGACUGGGCUUCUCGCCUUCCUCGGCCGCUGCCCCGAGCUGCAGGACCGGGCUCUUCGGGUUUGCGUGGGGCAGAGGGCGAACGGGCGAGCACCAGACAUCAACAGCUUUCACAGAGUCCUGAGCCUGGGGCAGUGCGACCAGAUCCCGGCUGCGGCGUGGCAGCAGCUCGAGGGCGCCCAGUGGCCGAAGCUGACGAAGGUGGACUUCAACUGGCGCCUCGGCUUUUGGGCGCCUGUUGGAGUGUGUGUGAUCUGGUAG
Messenger RNA from Symbiodinium necroappetens, 1287 nucleotides. Lineage: Eukaryota; Dinophyceae; Suessiales; Symbiodiniaceae. The record is from the annotation of a GenBank genome assembly.